Messenger RNA from Ornithorhynchus anatinus (platypus), 1635 nucleotides. RefSeq names its product translocase of outer mitochondrial membrane 40 like (gene TOMM40L). The transcript has 11 exons. Gene Ontology annotation, cellular component: mitochondrial outer membrane; mitochondrial outer membrane translocase complex. The record is from RefSeq and is a predicted model, not a curated record. Gene Ontology annotation, molecular function: transmembrane protein transporter activity. Bases 294 to 1211 code for a protein of 305 amino acids. Gene Ontology annotation, biological process: protein import into mitochondrial matrix. Lineage: Eukaryota; Metazoa; Chordata; Mammalia; Monotremata; Ornithorhynchidae.
GGGCGUGGGGAGAGGCCGGCGCGAAGCCGCGGCGCUGCCCGUCCCCAACAUGGCCGCCCCCACCAAGAUGACCGGGGUGUGCGAGGGGGAGCGGGGCGGCCGGGUGGCCUGAGCAGGCCGUGAGCCCGUGGUCGAGCAAGGACCGUCCCCAUCUGUCGCCGGAUUGUCCAUUCCAAGCGCUUAGGACAGUGCUCUGCACACAGGGCAAUAACCAGGGCCAUGCCAGGAGGGCCGGAGCGGAGCUGGAUGGUGGGGAGGGGCCGGAGGACUCGGUAGGACCCCCUUCCCGCGGGAUGGGGAACGCGCUGGGCCUGGGAGUCGGGGGGCGCAGGAGCCCCCGGCGCGAGGAGCCGCUGCCCAACCCGGGGAGCUUCGACGAGUUGCAUCGCCUAUGCAAAGACGUGUUCCCGCCGCAGAUCGAGGGCGUGAAGCUCGUCGUCAACAAGACCCUGAGCAGCCACUUCCAGGUGACCCACACGGUGCACAUGAGCACCGUGGGCCAGUCCGGCUACCACCUCCACGCCGCCUACGCCGGGGACCGACAGCUGGGACCCAACGAGGCGUUCCCCGUGUUGGUCGGGGACGUGGACAGCAGCGGGAACCUCAACGCCCACGUCCUGCACCUCGUCGCCGAACGCCUCCGGGCCAAGGCCGUCUUCCAGACCCAGCAGGCCAAGUUCCUGACGUGGCAGUUCGACGGGGAAUAUCGAGGGGACGACCACACGGCCACCCUGACGCUGGGGAACCCGGAUCUGCUGGGGGAGUCGGUGAUCGUGGUCGCUCACUUCCUGCAGAGCUUGACGCGGCGGCUGGUGUUGGGUGGGGAGCUGGUCUAUCACCGGCGACCGGGCGAAGAGGGGGCCAUCCUGACCCUGGCCGGGAAGUACUCGGCUCCACGAUGGGAGGCGACGCUUAACGUGGGGUCGGGCGGGGCCCACGCCAGCUAUUACCACGGGGCCAACGAUCAGGUUCAAGUCGGGGUGGAGUUCGAGGCAAACACGCGGCUGCGAGACACGGCCUUCUCCUUUGGCUACCGGCUGACCCUGCCCCAGGCCAACAUGGUGUUCAGAGGCCUACUGGACAGUAACUGGUGCGUGGGUGCGGUGCUGGAGAAGAAACUGCCCCCUCUCCCCGUCACGCUGGCCCUCGGCGCCUUCCUCCACCACGGGCGCAACAGAUUCCACUGCGGCUUCAGCGUCACCGUGGGCUGAAGGGCACCGGGGAGUCGGGGGGGAGGCCCCCCGCACCCGGCCCGCCCGCUCAGAGGCAGGGGGUCCUCGUCCCCGAAGACACUGAACUCUUUUCUCUUCCCCGCCCGCCCCCCACUCCGUCCCGGCCCCUCCCGACGACGGAUCUGUCGGAGAGGAGUCGCCGUGCACGCGCAGCGCGAUGGGGGCCGGGCAGGACGUCGGGGAAGCCGAGGAGAAGCCCCUUCCCACGCGACCUCCCCUUCCUCUCGAGGCGGACGGAGUCGGUUCCUCCCCCUACUCUAGUGGCGGGGGCGGGGGCGGAGAUGGACCCCCCACCCUCCCUAGGCCCGCCUUCGCCGUCGCUCCAGCCUGGGUAGCCCCUGGGUGGCGCGGGCCGGGGGAGGAGGGGCCGCCCCCCACCCUCUGUAUUAAAGUCCUCCCCGCA